This is a messenger RNA of Sphaeramia orbicularis (orbiculate cardinalfish), 1330 nucleotides long. RefSeq names its product bone gamma-carboxyglutamate (gla) protein, like (gene bglapl). Gene Ontology annotation, biological process: bone development; osteoblast differentiation; regulation of cellular response to insulin stimulus. The coding region runs from base 83 to 778 and encodes 231 amino acids. Gene Ontology annotation, cellular component: extracellular region. Gene Ontology annotation, molecular function: structural constituent of bone; hydroxyapatite binding; calcium ion binding. Lineage: Eukaryota; Metazoa; Chordata; Actinopteri; Kurtiformes; Apogonidae. The transcript has 4 exons. The record is from RefSeq and is a predicted model, not a curated record.
GCGAGCCAUCGAGCGAAAGCAAAGAAGAACAAACCAUCCAGUCACCAACUCGUCUGCAGAGACACCUUUACUCCGAGGCAUCAUGAAGACCCUGACUCUCCUCUUCGUCUGUGCUUUCCUGUCAGUGUGCUGGUCCAUGGGAGCUGUGGAACCAGAGGUUGUGGUGGAUCCUGCUGCAGACACGGCUGCUGAUGCUGCACCUGCUGACCCCGCAGCCCCUGACUCAUCUGCCUCAUCCUCCGCCUCAGACUCAUCCUCAUCCUCAUCCUCAUCUUCAUCCUCCGAGUCUGAUUCGGCCUCAUCCUCUGCAUCCGACUCUGACUCCUCCUCAGACUCUUCAGCAUCCGACUCCUCAGCUUCAGACUCAUCCUCUUCAUCCUCUUCUUCGUCCUCCUCGUCCUCCUCUGAAUCUUCUGAGUCUGCUGAAUCAUCCGAGUCCUCUUCCCAGUCCUCCGAGUCAUCCGAGUCUUCAGAGUCCUCCGAGUCCUCCGAGUCUUCCGAGUCUUCUGCUUCUGAUUCUGACUCCAACUCUUCAUCCUCUUCCUCCUCAUCUUCAUCAGAGUCUGCUGAGGGUAAUGGAGCUCCUGCUCAAGUGGUCAUGAAGAGAGAUCUGGCUGCUGUCCUCCUGAGGAGAAGAAGAGCUGCAGGACCACUCUCUCCUCUUCAGCUGGAGAGUCUGAGGGAGGUGUGUGAGCUGAACAUAGGCUGCGACGAGAUGGCCGAGACCGCAGGCAUCGUCGCUGCCUACACCGCCUACUACGGACCUCCUCCAUUCUAAAGAAAAAAAAAAAAGACUCUUGAACUGUUUUGUUUUUUAUUUUAUCGUAGAAAACUGCAACACCUUCCCUGAAUCCAGAAAAGAAAUGGGUGUGGCCCGUGCUGUUGAGAUGUUAGAUGGAGAUUUUUUUUUUUUUAGGAUCUUUUAGUCUUUGCACAAUCGACCAGAGAUGGUCGCCCUGUACGAAAAGGCCUCUUCCAGGUUUUCAUUGAGAGGCACAUGGAUACACAAGCCUGUGAAGUCUGUAGUAGCCCAUGGAAGUUUAAAUUAUUAACUUCUAUAGUCUUAUGCAAUAAAUGGUGCUACAAGUGCAAAUGUAUUGUAUGAUAAUGUAUUGAUAUUUGUUUUGUUUUGUUUUUUACAUUGUGGUGUAGACGCAGUAGAAGUAGUUGUAAUGAGUUCUUAGACGUACUGUAGUUUUAGUAUAGUUAAUGAAUAGUGGUAGUAGUAGAAGUAGUGUUUAUUGUGUGUAAAAAUGCACAUCGGAUACCUGUAAUGACUGUAGCCACAAAUUGCCUCUGGGUUUGAAAUAAAUUAUUUGUUUUGUGGACA